AGCUACCCUUCAACAGAGGAAUACAGAAACUAACCCUCCUUGUUUUGUCAACGAUUUUGACCAUCAUGAAAACAAAUCGAAUUGGAAUGUUUCAUUACAAGUGCACGGACUUCGUGAUCGAGUAAAGGAUUUGAUAGUUCAGUCAGAGUAUCUUCUAUCGAAAAUGGAAGUAAGAUUUUCCGUCGGGGGAAUGGACAAUGCAAGCUUCUGGAACAUUUCUUUGUUUGCUGGUUUAACAGGAGAUAAGUCAUUUACAAAUGAUCUUUGCAGAAAUAUAUCUUCAUUUCUCAAGAGUCAGAGAACGUACUAUGAAAUGUUAAAUGGACUUGCCAAUUACCUCGAACAUGUGCCUCAAAUUUUAUUCGACAAGAUAAACAUGGAUCUAUUAAAAGAAUUGCAAUCUUUUCAACGGGACAUAUACAGCUGCAUGUGUCAAAUAAAAAUAGUGCUUCGCGUUUACAACCAAGAUCCAGUCGAAAAGGUUCCCGGCGGAAAUCUUUCUAGUAUAUUUAUACAGCUCCUACAUGGAACAAGAGAAGACCAGAUUACGUCAGAAUAUGUCGUUUUACUAGACAGUCAGAAAAUUUUGAAAGCUCUUCUUUCCUUCUACAGUCAGUUCAGAAAUUCACCCCAGCUAUGUCAUACUCCAGACAAUGUUUUGAUUGGCUGAGACUAGCAGCCAGUAUUUUACGUCAUCUCAUCAACAACAAUCCAGUAUGCUCAACAAUGAAAAAAAGGGAAAAAAUAAACGCUUCAAAUAAGACAUCUUUGGCAUCAAUGUCAAAAGUUAAAUAACCAAUACAUAACCCGUUUGUUUGUAAACAUUUAAUUUUUAUUAAUCUCAUAUGCAGCAUAGACAUUGCAUGUUAUGAAAAACAAUAAAAAUGAGUUAUUUAAAAAAAGUGGUGUCAAAACGGCUAAAAUGUACAGUUGGAAAUACCCUACCAAAAUUGUUGUUCAUGAUUAAUUCAGAAUAUCUUAGUUAGCAUAAAAAUAUAACCAUGCA
Molecule: messenger RNA, 1006 nt
Organism: Mercenaria mercenaria
Lineage: Eukaryota; Metazoa; Mollusca; Bivalvia; Venerida; Veneridae
Exons: 3
Coding region: 164-670 (168 amino acids)
Source: RefSeq, a predicted model, not a curated record